Messenger RNA from Aethina tumida (small hive beetle), 1672 nucleotides. RefSeq lists its product as uncharacterized. The coding region runs from base 153 to 1100 and encodes 315 amino acids. The record is from RefSeq and is a predicted model, not a curated record. NCBI's taxonomy places the organism in Eukaryota, Metazoa, Arthropoda, Insecta, Coleoptera, Nitidulidae. The transcript is spliced from 3 exons.
UCGACAUUAUGUCAAAAUUCCAGUCUCGUACUUCUUGUCAUUUAGAUCAUACCCAUUUACAAAAAAUAUGCGCCAGUCUCCCUCCAUAUUUAAACUCUAAAAUGCACAACGAUCGAAUUAAAACAACAACAACAACAACUAAAUAACGCACAAUGACGGAUCAACGUAGAGUGGAGGAACAGUUGGCCAAACUUGAGAUCUUAGUAACGGAAGAAGUUUCAAAAGGCAGACAGGAGUUACAGUCGAGUCAGGCAAAAGUUUUGAAUUCGAUUGACGAAAUGAUAAACGAUGCGACAGCAGCGUUGGCGUCUUUGGUCACCACGUACAGGGAAAAAUUGAACAAAUUGGAGGAAUACGCCAUUGAAAACGAAGUGAAUCCGGAUGCUUGUGUGAGAAACGCCAAGGAAGAAAUGGAACACUACGAGAAAGAAGCACUGAACGAAAUGACACUCUAUGUGGAGAAAACGAAGACAAAGGUUUUGAAACUUUAUGAUACCUCGUUGACGCAACACCUUAACAUAUUUACAAAAGUUAAAGAGGUGGAGGCCAAAGCUAAAUCACCAGAUUUGGAGAACUUGGACUUCUGGUUGGCGCGACAAACUAAGGGCAUAAUAGAAGAAUUGGCGAUGUUGGUGACGAAUACUAGGAGAACCGCAUACGCACGUACGGAAGACAUACUGAAAUACACCGAAGAGAAAAUGAACAAGUGCGAAACAAAAUGUAAUAAUUUGUCUGAAGAAGUCGAGACUUGUAUAAUCGAAAGGUGCCAUGACAUUAAAUACCUUAAAAGGCGCAAUAGAUCCGAAAUCAAAACUAACUUGGAAUCAAAAAGUCUAAUAAGUAGGGGUAUUGCUCAGAAAAAGUCAAUAAUGAAAACAGACCACCGGAAAAAGGAGGGUAAAAAAGGUGUGGUUAUUGAGGAAGAGGAAAGUUCCAAGUGGAGAACUCUGCAUGGCCCGUCGAAUUCGAUUUCUGGGAGUAUGGAAGACAUUCUCAACAGGUUCAAAAUCGAAUACGAUCCAGAAAAGCAUGAAGUGGAUAUGAAAGGGUCAGGUUCUAUAGCUGAUCUUAAAAAGAAAAAAACCGGCAAGAAAAAUUAGAAAUGAUAGUUAUAAUAGAACAAAUCCUGCGAAAGGCGUCGGUCCGUUGCGGUUCAUUCUUCGAGGACAUGAACAACGUAAGGAAAAAAGUUUACGCUGCUGCCGCUGGACGCGGAGAUUUAGAUUGGAGCGAUCUGGAUGCGUUAAUCCGUAAACACUGCGACGAGUUCAGGAUUAAGCUGUACAAAAACAUCCUGGGAUCGAUUAAGGAGGUGCACGAGUACGAGUUGAAAAUCCAUCACUUCAUUAUAGGGCAAAGGCAGGAUUUAAAGAGGGCUUUGCAGGAAAGCGAGGAUCUGGUAGAAUGGGAGAUCGAUUCUAAGAAAAUCAAGAAGAUGAAGAGAAUGCAACAGCAGGUUCAGAAGGCUAGAAUUGCGGAAAUUGCUAAGCUCAACCACAGAAGAUCGGCGGAUAGACGAGUUAAUAGACCUCAAGUUUUGACAAGUGUGAGGAAUGGAAUGAUAAUUGCCAUAUUGUUUAUUGUCAUGAAGACUUUACACUGGAGUCUUAAGAACAGAUCAUGUAUAAAAUAAAUAAGUAAACUGCAACUAAUAAACAUAAUUAAACACGAA